GCACCGGCGGCGGCAACAGCAGCGGCAGCCGCGCAGCCCCGCGGAAUGGAGCGGCGCCGGGGCUGAGCCGGGCGCGCACGGGCCGCCGCAUGUGCCGCGCGGGGAGCGGCUGCGGAGCGCGCGGGGAACGAGCGCCAGAGGGCCCGUCGGAGCGGCCGCCGGAGCAGCGCCGGAGAUGGGAGAACAGCCCAUCUUCACUACGCGGGCGCACGUCUUCCAGAUCGACCCCAGCACCAAGAAGAACUGGGUGCCUGCUAGCAAGCAGGCAGUCACCGUUUCCUACUUCUACGAUGUCACCAGGAAUAGCUAUCGCAUCAUCAGCGUGGAUGGAGCCAAGGUGAUUAUAAACAGCACCAUCACACCCAAUAUGACCUUCACCAAGACGUCGCAAAAGUUCGGGCAGUGGGCUGACAGCAGAGCCAACACGGUGUUUGGCCUGGGGUUCUCCUCGGAGCAGCAGCUGACAAAGUUUGCAGAGAAAUUUCAGGAGGUGAGAGAAGCUGCCAAACUAGCCAGAGACAAGUCCCAGGAGAAAAUUGAGACCUCAAGCAAUCAUUCCCAGGUGUCCAGUGUCAACGGGACAGACGAUGAAAAGGCCUCUCAUGUGGGUCCUGCUGACACACACCUCAAGUCUGAGAAUGACAAGCUGAAGAUCGCCUUGACACAGAGUGCCGCCAACGUGAAGAAAUGGGAGAUGGAACUGCAGACCCUGCGGGAGAGCAACGCCCGGCUGACCACGGCGCUGCAGGAGUCGGCCGCCAGCGUGGAGCAGUGGAAGAGGCAGUUCUCCAUCUGCCGCGAUGAGAACGACCGGCUCCGGAACAAGAUUGACGAGCUGGAGGAGCAGUGCGGCGAGAUAACCAGAGAGAAGGAGAGGAACACGCAGCUCAAGAGGAGAAUCGAGGAGCUGGAGUCAGAACUACAGGAGAAGGAGACAGAGUUGAAAGACCUCCGCAAACAAAGUGAAAUCAUACCUCAGCUCGUGUCAGAGUGUGAAUACGUCUCUGAGAAGUUAGAGGCGGCAGAGAGAGACAAUCAGAACCUGGAGGAGAAGGUGCGUUCCCUCAAGACGGACAUUGAGGAGAGUAAGUACCGUCAGCGCCACCUGAAGGUAGAGGUGAAGAGCUUCCUUGAGGUGCUGGACGGCAAGAUCGACGACCUGCACGACUUCCGCCGCGGCCUCUCCAAGCUGGCGGCUGACAACUAGGGGCCGCGGGGGGUGGGGGGGGCUGCGGGGGGGGGUGGAGCGGGGGCGGCCUCCCGUGGGCGUCGCUCCCCUCCGCGCGGGUGCGGUCUGUCGUGUUUGCGCCCCGGUGGGCCGUCCACCCUCACCUCCCCGCCUGGCCAGGCUGCGGACCCCGGGACGCCGCUGACUCAGGAACCCCGCGCCAGCUCCCCCUUACGCGUUUACGCAGUCAGGGCAGGGAUGUUUGUAUCUUUCUCAAGGGCUGUUGCAACCACACCAACCGGACAAAGCGUUUUCUAAUCCAGAUACAAACACCCUUUACACCUCCUUUCUCGUAAGAGCGGUCAGAGUAUUUGAGCGUCCGCCGGGCACCAGUGUGGGGGUCCCGGGGCGGGGUGGGGGGGGGACAGCUUCCCUCGCCGUCGAAACCAAGAUGCUUUCAAGCGGUCUGAGUAGAGACUCGUCCAGAGAAAGAGAACAGGUCUCUGGUGGGCGCACGGGGAUGGCCUGCAUCCGCUCUGCCCGCUUCCUCCCACCUCCAGUUUGUAGGGUUGCCACAACGUUCCUUUCCUGGGCUUUCAUUUCUGAGCAGGUUGCUGUGCUGUGGGGGCAGAGCGCAGUGAGGGUGCCUGGCACAAAGUAGGUGCUUAAUAAAUAUUUGUUCAAUUAAACUUA
Messenger RNA from Callorhinus ursinus (northern fur seal), 1861 nucleotides. RefSeq names its product homer scaffold protein 2 (gene HOMER2). Gene Ontology annotation, molecular function: G protein-coupled glutamate receptor binding. Gene Ontology annotation, biological process: G protein-coupled glutamate receptor signaling pathway. Lineage: Eukaryota; Metazoa; Chordata; Mammalia; Carnivora; Otariidae. The record is from RefSeq and is a predicted model, not a curated record.